AUGUACAAAUCACUGGUUGUGCUAUGUGUGUUUUACUGUGUUGUAAUAGAGGCAUUCCCCAGUUGGCAGUACCUCCGACCAGUCCCAGGACAAGUGCCAGUCUACAUUAGGAUAGGGGACACACCGCUGGAGGAGAUCAACCCUGAAUUGGCAGAGGCCUUCCAUGAGCUGCCCGUGGGCCGAAGCGCGGGUAAAGAACUCGAUGCGUCUCCUGAAGUACCCGAACAAGCCGACCAGCCACAACUCAAUGACGAUAUUCCCGCCAACGCGGACCAAAUCGUAGACCAUCGCCCUUACGAAAAGAAACUUCUCGAAAAGAAAAAGAAAGUCAGUUCCGAUGUUCUGAAACCGAUCGAACGUAGAUAA
Arctia plantaginis is the source of this 366-nucleotide messenger RNA. Lineage: Eukaryota; Metazoa; Arthropoda; Insecta; Lepidoptera; Erebidae. The record is from the annotation of a GenBank genome assembly.